AUUGCCCUUUUAGAUUUUGGAAAUAUUAUAAUGGAUAAAUGGGAUAGCUUUCUGAUGCAAUCAUCUUCAAACACUACCUACCUAGUAAAAAAAUGGCAGAAAGAAGCAAACCAAGCUUUUGGGUUUGUAAUAAAUAAUUUAUAUAUUAAAAAAAGAAGCAAAAGAGAAAAAGUGAUAUUUUGAAAAUUGGGCUGCUUUGCUUUGAACUUGGAGAAAGGGGAAGUGUGGUCUCCUCCCUCAAGUUGUUGGAAGCCAAUGAGUGAUUCACGUUUUAGAUCAAAUCGAGACCAGAGAAGCGUAGAGAUAAAGAAGAGGAAUUCAUAGAUGGAAUGGAAUAACUCAAAAAGCAAUAGAAUGGCAAGCUGUGCGAUUAAAGGAGGCUGCCCCAGUGACUACAUAGCCAUUGUUGUAUCGACCCUUUGCAUGAUUCUGCUUCUGUCUCGAUUAAUUGUUCCCUUUGCUGUUCACAAGAUUCCUCGUUCGAAAGGCAGUGGAUUCUGGAUUCCAACCCUUCAAGUUUUUGCUAGUUUUAAUCUUAUAUUGUCAUUAGUGCUUUCAGACAAUUUCCUGACAUACAAAAGGAGAUAUUGGUGGCAAUCUUGCUAUGUUUGGGCAGUCUGGAUUGAGGGUCUAUUUGGUUUCGGUUUGUUGUUGAGCUGUCGCAUAACGCAGACCUUCCAAUUAUAUUACAUUUUUGUCAAGAGGUGUCUACCACCAAUCAGAUCUUAUAAUUUCCUACCACUAAUUCUCUUGCCAUGGAUUGCUGUCUCUGCAUUUAUACAUAUCAGAAAACCUUUGAAUUAUCGGUGUCAUAUGGGAUUUCAAUGGAUAAUCCCAGUCGUGUCACUCCAUGCUCUAUAUGUUAUUGUUUUGGUUGGCUUCACUGGAGCCAUCCGACAUAUCGAGUUCAGGUUUGAUGAACUGAAAGACCUCUGGAAUGGAAUACUUGUUUCAGCCUCUUCCAUCGGUAUUUGGGUUGCUGCUUACAUUCUAAAUGAAAUUCAUGAUGAUAUCUCAUGGCUUCAAGUUGUUUCCAGAUUCCUUCUACUGGUUAUGGCAGGUAUUCUUGUAUUGACUUUGUUCUCUAUAUCAAGCUCACAACCUCUGCUCUCACAAAUAAGCUUAAGGAGGACUAGGAGGGAACCUCUAGAAUUUGAUUCAAUGGGCAAAGCUCUAGGCAUAACUGACAGUGGGCUACUGCUGCAAAGGGAACUAACUGCAGUAAUAAAUCCCACCGAACCACUCAACGAACUUCUUCUUAACAAAAGGUUUCGACUUUCCUUCAUGGCAUUUGCAGACAGUUGUUUGGCAGGGGAGAGUGUGCAUUUUUACGACGAGGUACAAGAACUUGGUAAAAUACCUGUAGAGGACCCUGUUAGAAGGAUUUACAUGGCAAGACAUAUUAUUGAAAAGUACAUAAAACCAGGAGCAUCAAUGGAAGUUAACAUAUCCCAUCGAUGUCGACAAGAAAUUUUGACCACAUCCAAUCUGGCUGAUCCACAUCUUUUUGGCAAUGCAUUAAAUGAGCUAAUACAGUUGAUGAAAAUGAACUUGGGAAAGGAUUACUGGUCAUCAAUGUUCUUCAUGAAGUUCAAAGAAGAAACUAGCAUGAGAUCAAACGACUGCAAUUUAGAGCAGAUGACAGGAUGGAGUUACUCUCCCAGGUUGAGUGAAGUGCAUGGAGUUGAUGAUCCCUUCCAUCAAGAACACUUUUCAAAGGGCUCUAGUUGUAUAUGAUUAAAGGAUACUGAACCUUGCAACAAAGAAGAAAAAGAAGAUGUUUUUCUGUAUAAAAACUGUGCAGAGAUGAUUAUUUAUUUGAUUAUACAGCUUAGGGCCACUUACUUAAACUGUAUUAAACUACUCAUUUUUGUCACAUAUUAUACGAAGCUAUAUAGUAGCACCUGAGCUGUUGGUCUCUGUUGGGUAAUUAAAACAUAGGUACUUGGGACCAGUGAGUCAGUGACCCCACAAAAAUUAAAGAGAGAAAAGUGUCAUACAAUACAAUAAAGGAGGUCAAUUUUUGCAUUGAUUCUAUCAUUCUAUAUAGGUGGUGCCGUGGUGGUACAUUUAGAGUUUCUGUCAGCACUUUAACACUGAAAAAAGUGUAGUUGAAACUUGAAAAAGCUUCACAGGCUUUGCAAUUUAGUGAUGGAUCUACCGAUUUAUUAAUGCUUCUGUGGCAUACUUGGUUGCUCACAUUGAAUUGUAUUUGUCAUUCAACCAAUUCCUGACAUCUUAAAUUAUGUGGCAUUGUUUCUAAACUACACUACUCACUACUCUAUCACUUUUGUAUUUGAUCUUAUACAAAAGGAGAAAAGAGAUGUUAAAAGGCACCGGUUGCACUCACUUGUAGUCCUCCCAAGUCCCAACAAAAAAUAUUAUAUGUAUUUUUGUAUGUUUUUGUAAUUUGGCUCUCAAAUUAUUUUUUCUUACAA
Cannabis sativa is the source of this 2438-nucleotide messenger RNA. RefSeq names its product regulator of G-protein signaling 1. The record is from RefSeq and is a predicted model, not a curated record. NCBI's taxonomy places the organism in Eukaryota, Viridiplantae, Streptophyta, Magnoliopsida, Rosales, Cannabaceae. Bases 325 to 1737 code for a protein of 470 amino acids. The transcript is spliced from 12 exons.